Messenger RNA from Equus quagga, 910 nucleotides. It is a transcript of the gene LST1, whose product is annotated as leukocyte specific transcript 1. Gene Ontology annotation, cellular component: membrane. The record is from RefSeq and is a predicted model, not a curated record. Gene Ontology annotation, biological process: dendrite development; immune response; cell morphogenesis. NCBI's taxonomy places the organism in Eukaryota, Metazoa, Chordata, Mammalia, Perissodactyla, Equidae. The coding region runs from base 549 to 830 and encodes 93 amino acids. The transcript has 6 exons.
UGCUCAGAAUUCAGUCUUAGCUGAUGCCAGCCCCACCCUUCCCAACAUAGAGCCAAGCUCUAGGCCUGAGGUUUCUCCCACCAGCCCCAUCCCCAGCACCCAUCUCCCUGGAAGGGAGAGCAACCAAGGCAUAUGUAUUUGGGCAGAGAAACAGAAGCCUGUGUAUGUCUUGGGAAGGGAAGAGGAGUCAGACAACCAGGAAGGGACUUAAAGACAUCAGGACACAACAGUAUCACAGGAAUGUGGAAAGAGAGCCGGCAAAGAGACAGACAAGACAUCCCCACCAGGGACAGCCAAACCAGCUGAGCAGGAUGAGGCCAAGAGACUCCCAGGCACAGACAGAGAUCUAUCAACAGUGCUCAUGUAGAUCUAGUCUGGCUUCCUCUGAAUCUCCUGUUUGUUAAUCAGUCAGCCAAACACCCUGCUAGAUACAGCCCCAGAACACCAGAUGAGGAACUUGAGGCACGUGACUAACCCCAGGGCAUUUAGCCUGGAAGAGCAGGGGCUACGUUUCCUGACCUCCAGGCCAGUCUUCAGUCUCCAGCCUAAUGAAUCCUCCAGGCACAAAGGAGAUGGAGCCUUACACAUAUGGGAGCUUGGGGCUCGGGGGGUUCCUGCUCCUAGUUGUGGUUGUUCUGUCUACCUGCCUGUGUCGGCUCCAUCGGAGAGUGAGGAGGCUGGAGAGGAGCUGGGUCCAGCUCUGGGAGCAGGAGCCCCACUAUGCAUCUCUGCAGAGGCUGCCCAGCAAGGUGUCUGACGUUGGCGACAGGCAAAGAAAAGGCUCUAAGGAGGACCCCAGCACUGACUACGCCUGCAUUGCCAAGAAGUAAUCCACCUGAGCACCCCAAAUGCCUCCCUCAACCCACAUGGGUGUUCAGGGCCAUCCUGUGGUUUCCCAGUAAAGACAGUG